UUCUGUGACAUCUUCAUCAAUGACGACGAUGUAUUUUUCUUCAAAUUUGAUAAUGAUGUGGGUUUAAACUAUGUUCUUCAAAAGGGCAUUUGGAAGAUUAAUGGUAUUCCUAUUUUCCUCCGCAAAUGGGACCCGGACGUUUUCAUUGAAAAACCAACUCAUGAUCGGGUCCCCGUUUGGGUUAAUAUAUUUAGCAUCCCUCUCCAACUCUUCAAUAAAGAUGGUCUUAGUCUCAUUGCAAGUAAACUUGAAAGGCCUUUGGAGGUUGAUUCUUACACUAUAACUAUGUGUGAGCGGACUACUGGUAGAGCGGUGUUUGCCCGUAUCCUCAUCGAGAUAUCGGCUAAAGAUCCUUGGGCUAAGGAAAUAAAAAUCAAAGCGGUCACGGCUAAAGGUGCUACAUCUACAACACUUAGAGUGGAGUAUUAUUGGAACCCAAAGAGAUGCGAUCAUUGCAAAUUUUUUGGCCAUGACCAUGCUACAUGCCCCACUCAUACGAUUAGUACCCCCGAACCAAAGUCGGCCAUGCCCUCCCCAAAAGACGUUGAUAAUGAAGGAUACCAAAUAAUCAAGAGGAAAUCUAGAACGUUUCCAAUUCCAAAUAAGAAGAUCCCCAUUGACAACCGUAAAGGGAAAGGUCCUGCUAUAAAGAUCUCUCAAGUUUACAAACCAGUUUCCCGUGUAGAGCCAAAGAAAAAAGUCUCCACUAACAUGUUUGAUGCUCUUUCCCAUCAAAUAGUGGAUGAUAUUGAUGAUGAUUCUCGUGUCCCUCCAGUUCUUCAUUCGAGAACUUCACACCCAGCUUCUGACGCAAUGUCGAGCUCUUCUCAUCGUGGUUGUAUCUCUUCUCCAAUUGAUCAGGGAUGACGAUUUUAGGUCUUUAUUUAGUUAGUCUAUAGUUGUUUGUUUGUUUUGUCCUUGCUUCGGGGCAUGUCCCUUAGCUUUGCUAGUCUUUUUUCUUUUACUUGAGCGUUUUCCCUUUUCUUUUGUAUCUCUUCCUAUUCUUAAUAUAUUUUGCCAAAGGAUUCCCUUUUACCAAAAAAAAAAAAAAAAAAAAAAAACCUAAACCCUAAACCGUAAACCCUAAACUCUAAACCCUAAAAGCCUAAAAGCCUAAAAGCCUAAAACCCUAAACCCUAAACCCCUAAAACCCUAAACCGUAAACCCUAAACCCUAAACCCUAAACCCGAAACCCGAAACCCAAAACCCAAAACCCUAAACCCAAAACCCGAAACCCAAAACCCGAAAACCGAAACCCGAAACCCGUAACCCGAAACCCGAAACCCAAAACCCAAAACCCGAAACCCGUAACCCUAAACCCUAAACCCUAAAACCCUAAAACCCUA
Lactuca sativa (garden lettuce) is the source of this 1346-nucleotide messenger RNA. Lineage: Eukaryota; Viridiplantae; Streptophyta; Magnoliopsida; Asterales; Asteraceae. The record is from RefSeq and is a predicted model, not a curated record.